Molecule: messenger RNA, 2501 nt
Organism: Phalaenopsis equestris
Lineage: Eukaryota; Viridiplantae; Streptophyta; Magnoliopsida; Asparagales; Orchidaceae
Product: pentatricopeptide repeat-containing protein At1g80550, mitochondrial-like
Exons: 3
Coding region: 183-1535 (450 amino acids)
Molecular function (GO): protein binding
Source: RefSeq, a predicted model, not a curated record
UUUUCCAAGAGAGAGGGAAAACAAGAGUAAAAAUCAUCAAACCCUAGAGGAGAUCCGGAAUGUCUCCAAGCAAAACCCUACAAUUUUUAACCAGUCAGUGGUAAGAAUGGCAAAUGGACAUAUAAGCAGAAGCCGAUUUUCCUACCAAAUUGCACCCAAAACCCUGAGCCAGACUUCUUAUUAUGCCCUUAUUCUUCCUCCAUCGCCUCUGCAUAAUCUUCCCACGCCACCGUACACUCCACACUCUCUCCUCGCCACCACCGCCGCCGCCGCCGCCGCCGCCGCCGCUUCGGCCUCCGCCGAUCAAGUUCGACAACGACACCAUUAUUGCCACGCUCUCCUCCUACUCCAACGACUGGAACCGCGCCCUCGAAUUUUUCCACUGGAUCUCUUCUACCCCUGGAUUCUCCCACUCGUCAGCCACUCUCACCGCCAUUGUCGACGUCCUCGGUAAGCACUUUGAGUUCGACCGUGCAUGGUCCCUCCUAUCCUCCUACCCCUCUCUCCCCGACCGAUCCACCUUUCGCUCCCUCUUCAACCGCCUCGCUGCCGCCCGCCUCGUUUCAGACGCCCUUAUCGCUCUCGAUCGAUCCGCUGCCUUCGGACUCCGCGACCGUCAAACCUUCCUUCAACUCAUUGACGCGCUCUGUGCCCACCGCCUUACUCCCGAGGCCUACGAUCUCUGCUUCAAAAAUCCCCCCUUUUCUGUCAACUGUGACACCAAGGCUCAUAACCUCCUCCUUCAAGGAUGGCUCAAGAUGGGCUGGUGGGGCCAAUGCCGGCGCUUUUGGGAGGAGAUGGAUUCUCGGGGCGUUGAGAAGGAUCUUCAUUCCUACUCCAUCUUCAUGGACAUUGUGUCCAAAUCAGGGAAGCCCUGGAAGACCAUUAAACUCUAUAAAGAAGUGAAGAACAAAGGUAUUUCGCUGGAUGCUGUUGCUUAUAAUACUGUAAUUCAGGCUGCAGGCCAUUGCGAUGGUGCUGAAAGAGCUAUUAGGAUGUACAGGGAAAUGCUUGACUCUGGCUGCAAACCAACUGGCGCAACAUUCAAUACUAUCGUGAAUCUGCUCUGCAGUGAAGGGAGGGUGAGGGAAGGGUAUAGGUUUCUGGGUGAGAUGAAGAAGAUGGGGUGCGAGCCAGAUGUGAUAACAUACCAUUGCUUCUUCCGGCAUUCAAGCCGACCACAAGAAAUCUUGUGGCUCUUUGAAAGGAUGGUGGCCACUGGCUGUAGGCCACGGAUGGAUACUUAUGUGAUGUUGAUAAAGAAGUUUGGGAGGUGGGGAUUCUUGAGGCCAGUUUUUAAGGUCUGGAAAGUGAUGGAAGAGCAUGGAUGUAGCCCUGAUGCGUUUGCUUACAAUGCCUUCAUUGAUGCAUUGUUGCAGAAAGGGAUGGUAGAAAUGGCAAGGAAAUAUAAUCAGGAAAUGGUGUUGAAAGGGCUUUCUGCCAAGUUAAGGAAGGAUUUUGAGACCAAGUUGGUUAGUUGGCAAUCUGGAGAUGAAGAUAACAAUAAUCAUUGUUCAGUGAAUGUUACAUUGUGAAGAUGUCUUCUUACGAGCUGUUUACAAGAAGAACACAAUGGAAGGAGCGAUUCCUGGAGUUGGAAUGCGGAAUUUUAUCUUAUGCAUCAGAUGAACUGCGAGUUAUAGGUGGGUGAAAUUCAACAACUUUUUUUUGUCCAGUUCAUGAAAUCUGAUUAAUUAACGGAGAGAUGUUGAUGAUUGUCAGCUUGCCUACAAAGCUGAUGCUUACAUAAAUGGUUUUCACAGAGUUAAAUAACAUUAGGAAGAUACCAUGGAAAAGAAGUUUUAAUGGGGUGUAAUUAUGUUAUUUAUUUGACCUAUUGGAGAAUGAUAGUUUCUGAGUGUUAUUUUUUGUGUGAACUAAACAAAAUGUAAGAGAAGAAGUGAACAAACUGAAGUUGGCAGUUUUAUUUUCAUCAAGAAGCAAGCAGUCGCCUUUAUAGACCAGUAUUCAAAUUUGAAGUGAUUCCUCUUGGUUUAAAAAUCACAUAAUUCUUUUCGUGCAGAGCAAGUUGUUCACAAGAACAACCCCAUGCUAUUAUAGACCGAAUAAGAAAAGAGGUUGACAGAUUGUGUUUUAGCCGUCAACAGGAAAGCUUUACUGUAUAAUAAUGAAAGGAUUGCACAGAACGACUUAUUUAGAACUGGUAUUUGAGCAAGAGAUGGCAUAUGUCAAAAUAACCACAAACAAGACCGUUAGAGAUUUUUUUAGUAUUGCAGAAGUACAAUUCGGCUAUUUAAUCAUGCCUGGAAUAUGGAGUGCAGUCUAGGAUUAUUUAUUUGUAUUUUCAAUGUGUAUUUUCAUAUGAAUUUAAUGAAAAUAGGCCAUUUGUCUGAAGAGUGUACAAAUACAUCAAAAUCACUAGAAAUCAUUGCACGUAUAGUGUGUAAUUAGGCAGCUGAUUCCCUUGUUUUUCUGAUGGAUUUUUUCGACUUUGGUGAAAUUUGGAUAUUACAGCACUGUAAAUUACGCCCUCAUUUUUG